AUGGCUCCUGUACGGCGAUAUCUAAGAAUUACCAAGUAUUCUGUUCUAGAAUGCCGGAUAUACCUCGAUAGCCCAGCGCUUGCGCAAUCUUGGCUGCUGCAUCCGAGGCACCAGACUCUGGCGCGGGUGAUAGAAGCUGUGCGCCCACUAGUGUUGCCGAAGCUGCGAGAGGAAAAAGAACGCGAGAGAGCCAAGAAAAAGCCGUCUAAAAAGUCUCGAGUAAAGGACGUGAUUGUGAAAGAUGAUUUUGAAGUAUCCAUGUUUCUCACCGAAACAAGCACGCGACAUUCGUUGCUCACCAAGAAGAAACGCUUUAGAGAAAAAGGCCCGACGAUGAUGCAGUCGAAUGCAACCAAACUCAUCGACGAGACAAAUGACCAACCCCUUGGUGUAAGCAAUGCAGAUUUUGCUCCCAUACGCAUCGAGGAAGACAGCGAUGACGAAGAAAACAUUGACCUAUCGGCCAUCCCGACUUCCGAUGCGCAAGGCGGAUCCAAGCGUGGCAGAGGUCUUAGCGAGUAUGCUUCGGCACCUGGUGAUGGUGAGGCAGAAGGAGUUGCCAUAGAGCUGAAUUCCGACGGUGAGGAGCCGCCAUCCAAACGACGGCGCGAGAUUCCAGGACAGGGAUCUGACGAAGAUGGCGAGGAUGACAAGAAGAAAAUGGCCAUGGACGUUUCAUACGAGGGCUUCGCAAUCUACGGGCGUGUUCUCUGCUUGGUGGUUAAGAGACGGGAUACCGCGACGAGGUCUAAUAAGUCAACGCCGCCUGGUAGCACCGCAACUACUGGGCAAGCGAAAAUGGAGAACUGGAUAACAUCUACCCAAAUGCCGGCUGACGAAGCAUGA
Beauveria bassiana ARSEF 2860 is the source of this 846-nucleotide messenger RNA. RefSeq lists its product as uncharacterized. The transcript is spliced from 2 exons. The record is from RefSeq and is a predicted model, not a curated record. NCBI's taxonomy places the organism in Eukaryota, Fungi, Ascomycota, Sordariomycetes, Hypocreales, Cordycipitaceae. The coding region runs from base 1 to 846 and encodes 281 amino acids.